AUGGUGUCAUCUCAAUUCUGUCUCACCUACAGCCUCAUCAUCACCUAUCUUCCCGUCGUCAUCUUUCUCUUUCAUACCAAGGAUGUCCUGUCCUCCAAGCUCGAGAGUGUCCGUGUGGCUGUGGUGUCCGACGAUGCCACCAACUUUUCCCUCUUCCAUGACCAAGUCUUGACAGCAAUCCAGGAAGUGAAUGCUACCGAGUCAGGUAUGGCUUUGCACCUUGGUCCUGUCGUGCUAUCUUCUCAUCCCAACCCUAUGGACGUGUACCGACAGACUUGUAACCAACUGGCUGGUACCGACGUAUCUGCCGUGGUGGUACAAGCGGAUGAGCGAACCCAGUUCAGUCUUUCGGUUGCCGGUGGGUUUCUGGGAGUUCCAGUAAUUGGCCUAGGCAAUCGGGCUUUUGCGUUCUCCAACAAGGAAGUCCAUCCUCUCUUUCUACGGCUGGAUGUCUCAGUCACCAAUCAAGCCCACGUUAUUAAGAGUCUCUUACACCGCAAUGCCUGGUUCAACUUCUCCGUAGUGGCCAGUGAAGGGGAGGGAUCCGACGCUUUUGUGCAGAGCCUACGUGAUCAGAUACAGACACCAGGAUGGAACAUACGUCGUGACGUGCGCUUCUCUAGUGGCGAAGCAAGCAGUGGACGGUUCUUGAGAAACCUUGCCAACGACGAUUCCUAUGUCGUUAUGGUUCUUCACUGCUCCCCUCAAGAAGCGCAGAACGUGUUCCGAGCGGCUAGAGAGUUCAAACUCCUGGGAAAAGGUCACGCCCUCAUCGGUACCGAGUCUCUAGUGACCAAUGACCCAAACAUCCUGAGGGACUAUCCUACGGGUCUCUUGAUUGUCAAACACUACGACCCUGCACCUCUGAAGGACCACCUGUACGAUGCGUUCACGCUGGUUGCCCGAGCAGCUCAGCGACUGAAGUGGGGUGGGGAGACACGGAACAUCUCAUGCUGGACUAGGCCUGGUAGUAAUCAGCUGGAGUACGCAAAUAACUUCUACAGCACAAUGACGAAUACAAGUUUGAAGGGCAAAAUCGGCAACAUCCGGUUCGACCAGAACGGCGACCUUCGUGACUCGUCCUACCAUAUCAUGAACUUGAUCGAGGAGUCGCCUAGGGUACACGCCUGGAAGGAGGUCGGGUCUUGGAAGAGGGGAUCGCUGAAUCUAGAGACGGUGGUAUGGCCUGGCAACACCAUGGUUAUGCCAGUUGGAGUGGACACUCAUAAGCUCAUCAUUGCCACCAACACGGAGAAACCUUUCAUCUUCUACAGCGACUCUAAUGGUAUCGAGGGUGAGUGCACCACGGGCGUACAGUGUCUCUUGGCAAAGAGAAACAGCGAUAGAAGGGAUUUGGAGAAAGCUUUUGAGGAGUUUCGUCGUAGGCCAGAUGGCGGAAACUACUCGGCUGAUUUACGCUGCUGUACAGGGCUGUGUGUGGACCUGAUCAAACGCAUGGGCCAAGAUCUGAACUUCAAAUACGACCUUUACUUGGUGGCAGAUGAGAACCAUGGAGCCCUCGAGAACGGAACUUGGAACGGAAUGGUAGGGGACUUGAUUACCGGCAAAGCAGACGCUGCCAUCUCAUCCUUCAGUAUCACUAGGGAGCGAAGUACCGUUAUCGAUUUUACAGCUCCCUUCUUUCACUCCGGAUUUUCCACCUUGGUAGCUAAGAGACAAAGGCAGCAGACGCUUGGAGCCUUCUUGGCACCUCUCCAUCCUAACGUCUGGAUGCUGAUCUUUGCUUCGGCGAUCGUUAUGGCAGUCUGUCUGACAAUCUCUGAGUGGAGCAGCCCCUACGGCUUGCAUCCAGGGGGACGAAAUCGUAACAGCACCUUCAGCUUCCCUUCGGCUCUAACCAUCACCUUUGCAAUCCUCUUCUCCAAUACUAUCAAGACUAAACCUCCAAAGUGCAUGACCAGUCGGAUGUUGCUUAAUGUCUGGGGAGGCUUUUCCCUGAUAUUCUUUUCUAGCUACACGGCUAACCUUGCCGCCUUCCUUGCUGGUCAGAUGUCGUACCUCAGCAUCGAAGACAUCAAUGAUCCGAAGUUGAAAAACCCGACCACGGAGACCACUAUUGGCACAGUAACAGGAAGCAGUAUACAGAAUUACCUCCGAAGUCUCAACCCUAACCUGGAUGCCUUUAUGGAUAACUACAUACAGCGCACCACGGAAGAAGCCAUUGACAACCUCAAGAAUGGCAUUUUGGAUGUGUUCGUCUAUGAUUCACCUGUGAUUGAAUAUAGGAUGGCCAAUGACCCACAAUGCAACCUGGUUAGCGUGGGGAAACCGUUUGGCGAAGAAGGCUAUGGAAUUGGAGUGCGUAAAGGUAAAACAUCGCAUUAG
This is a messenger RNA of Patiria miniata (bat star), 2346 nucleotides long. RefSeq names its product glutamate receptor ionotropic, NMDA 3A-like. Gene Ontology annotation, cellular component: plasma membrane; postsynaptic membrane. Gene Ontology annotation, biological process: ionotropic glutamate receptor signaling pathway; modulation of chemical synaptic transmission; synaptic transmission, glutamatergic. The record is from RefSeq and is a predicted model, not a curated record. Gene Ontology annotation, molecular function: NMDA glutamate receptor activity; transmitter-gated monoatomic ion channel activity involved in regulation of postsynaptic membrane potential. The transcript has 6 exons. Lineage: Eukaryota; Metazoa; Echinodermata; Asteroidea; Valvatida; Asterinidae. The coding region runs from base 1 to 2346 and encodes 781 amino acids.